AUGUCGCAGGGCCUGAAUUAUAUGUUGGAGGAGAACGGGGUCCAAAACCGAAAGGGAAAUUCGAUUUUUUCAGGUUUAUAUUGUCUUGGAAGAUUUGACGGAUGGACAUGCUGGCCACCCACCCCGGCGGGUUCCGUAGCACAGCAACCCUGUCCCAGUUUCCCAGUAGAUUCAGUCUAUUAUAAAUGCGAAGAGGAUGGACGCUGGAUUUUCAACACAGAAAACUACAGUUGAAUUAAUUACACCACAUGUGUUAACCUUCAGGAUUUAAAUUUUCGGAAAAGUAUUACAAUUGUCAACUCCGUUGGAUAUGGAAUAUCUUUCAUAGCAUUAACAAUAUCACUGGGUCUCUUAUUAUAUUUUAAGUCAUUAAGAUGUGCCAGAAUACUCAUUCAUAUGAACCUAUUUACUUCAUUUGCUGUAAACAACUUCCUGUGGCUUGUGUGGAAUUGUUUAUUGCUUUGUAAACCGGAAAUGCUACAGGAGAAUUCAGAAUGGUGUAUUACGUUGUACAUAAUCCUACAAACGUUUCUCAUAUCGAAUUAUUCGUGGAUGUUGUGUGAAGGUUUAUACCUCCACACAGUGCUCGUUUGGGCCUUUAUAUCGGAAGCUCGUCUAUUUAAAUGGAUGUUGGUGAUUGGAUGGGGGAUACCAUUGUGGAAAAUGAUCAUUCACGUUACUGUUCGCGCUACGUUAGGAAAUGAAAAGGAUCUACUAGAAUGCUGGACGGUGGAGUCGGAUUUCGACAUAAUCAAGCAAAUUUCAGUCGCGUGCACAAUCAUAUUUAACUUAAUUUUUCUACUGAACAUCGUCAGAGUAGUCAUUACAAAGUUGAAAGCUGGGCCAGGCCAUGAGUCAGGAUCGUCUAGGUCGUCUGUUCAAGCUUUAAGAGCAACAUUGUUACUGGUUCCACUUUUGGGUAUCAACUAUUUGCUCAUCUCCGCACGUCCGAACAAGGGUAGUCCGUGGGAGCCUGCCUAUGAGUAUAUUUCGGCAAUAACAACUUCCUUACAGGUACUUAUUAUUAACAUCAUUAUUCCUCAUUCAUCAAAAGAUUUAUUUCUUUAA
This is a messenger RNA of Aethina tumida (small hive beetle), 1068 nucleotides long. RefSeq names its product calcitonin gene-related peptide type 1 receptor-like. Gene Ontology annotation, molecular function: G protein-coupled peptide receptor activity. Gene Ontology annotation, cellular component: plasma membrane. The record is from RefSeq and is a predicted model, not a curated record. Lineage: Eukaryota; Metazoa; Arthropoda; Insecta; Coleoptera; Nitidulidae. Gene Ontology annotation, biological process: cell surface receptor signaling pathway; adenylate cyclase-modulating G protein-coupled receptor signaling pathway.